GCCGCGGUCCUGGCGAUGCUGCCGGGGGCGGCCGCUCCCCUUGGCCGCUCGGGCCCCGCUGGGCCGCUUUUGCCAUGACCCGACCGCUCGGCGAGGGGCUGCCGUCUCCGGUCCCUCCCUUCGCCAUGUCCCGCCGCCAUGUUACGCCGGCGGCCGCGGGCAGAGAGGCGGCCCAGGAGUGCAGAAACCAGAUGAUUACGGAUUUCUUCAAACCAGUUUUAAGUCAAGACCAUGGCCAUAAAGACAGAAUUGUGCUGUCCUCACCAGACAAAGGAAAUGUAAAAGAUGAAGGAAUGGGACUGUCAGUUUUACGCACUGAAGGUUUUGAAAAGAAUUCAUCUUCCCCAAAGAAGGUCAGAAGAGAAAGAUGCCAGACCAAACACCAAAUAAGUCCUGUGGGAAAUGGAUGUCCUAUAAGAAAAAUGCCUUUUGGUUCAAGGGAGAUUGCCUCAGAUGACCCAUCUCAACCAAGGUUAACACAGGUUUUGGAACAUGAGGCAUCUACUCCACAUGCAUUUAGAACAUCAUCUGAGAUGGCCUCUGGUGCACCAAAGAGCUCAGCUGUUCCUUCACACUUCCUCAAGGUGUCCUUUGGGCUAUCCAAAUCAAGAGACUCUCCUGGGAAAAGAAAACACACUGCCAUGGGUGUGGAUGUAGAUAGUUCAGAUCAAUCUGAAGUGAAUGACCCUGCUUUUAGUAGAUCAUCUUCAAAAUGCAAAUAUAGGAGGUGUGACUUUGUAAAAAAUAUCUUUUUAAAGUCUCCUCAUGAUGAUGUUCUUCAGCUCAAAGAGCCUGCUGCCCUGUCUAGACAUGAUUUGACUUUUUCAGAGGAAUUCCUCAACUCAAGCAAUGAAAAGGAGAAAAAUAAUUACUCUUCUGUAGGUUUGUCAUCUUCAUAUUCUGCACACAUUCCUGCUAAAAAUAACCACAUUUCUGUUGUGGAUACCAAAGAGAAUCAAUUGCAGCUGGCUAACUCAUGCUUUUUCUUGGAAAAGUCCCUUUCUUUUUCUCAGGAAAAAAGUACUGUCUUGCCUUCUCCCCAGCAUUUAACACAAACAAAAGGCGUGAAAUCCCCUCUCCAGUUUGCUGGCUUAUCUCAGGUAUUGGAUGCUAAGAAAGAGCAAGAUAAAAGACCAGAAAAACAUGAAUGGAAUAAAGGAUACAGUAUUCAACCCAGCAACAGUUUUUCAAAUACAAUUAAUGAGAUUUCUGAAAAUACUCCUGAUUCUGGUAGAGUGGAAAUCCCUGGGACGUUUGGACUGUCCCCAGAGACCGGUAAAGGUGUUCCCCCUUCAGUGCUUUUGACAGAGUCUUUCACGGACAGUGAUGAUGAGUCUUCACAAACCUCAGGAGAACUAGAAGUUAAAAGGAACUUUACACACAAGUCCAAGCUGAACAGAAAAUGGCAAAGCAGCUCUGAGAGUGAAGAUGACAUUUUGGAAUCCAUCCUAGAUGAUGAUGAUGAUGAUGAUGAUGAAGAAGAAGAAAUUUUAAUGCCGCUGCAAAAAAUUCUCAGUUCAAGUCUCAAGCCAGAGUCAAGAACUCUGGAAGACUCUUUUGACAGUGUUUCUCAAGACACUGUAACUCCAUUACUGAAGCUUCAUCUUUCUAAGACUCCUAUUUUAAGCAAGGUGUCAUAUGUGAACAGCUUAGAUCAUCUCUUGAAGGAGAAAGAAGAAUCUAGAAGGUUAGAGGAAAUAGAGAAACAGUUACAGGAAGAUAUAGAAAGAGAUGACAAUGCUUCAGGUGGAGAAAAUGAGGACAAUGCCAGUGGACACGAUCUCUCAGAAGAACACAGGGCAUUUAUAAAGAGAUUUUCAGUAGUAACUUAUGUCAUACCUGACAAACAUCCUGGAGAAGAUUUAUUUGAUUUAUCAGCUGCUGGGAAAAUCUUCACUCAACAUAACCUUGACUUGAGGAAUUUUCACUUUGUCCCUCAAAAUCGUAUAGAAUAUUUGCUUCUUAGUUGUGGUAUAAGGCAGCAAGUUUUAUUAGUUGUUAAUGGUGUUCUAAGCUCUGCUUACCACAAUACAUUGUGUUCCAUGCCAAUUCUAAAGUGGCUUUUCCAGAUGAUGUCUAUUCAUAUUGACCACUGUGUUUCCACCAAGAUCUUAGAGAGAUUGAUGGAGCUAACACUAAAAAACUCUUCCAUCAAUGGUAAACAGUUUAAACCAUGGAUUCCUUCAAUAGCUGAUAUAUCAGCUGUUUUUGUCAAUAUGGGUAUUGGAUUCAGAUCUCUCUUUCCAUUGCAACAUCUUCAACCCUCCUUCAAUGAACAUGAUAUUUUAAGUCAGGUGCAAGAAACAGAGAGUCAACAACGGCCAAGGGGAUGUGUAGACUUUGCCAGUCCAGCAUUCCCCACUCUGCUUAAAAGCAAUUUAAUUAAUGUGAUUAAGUUUCUAGUUUUCUGUACAUCAGUAAUUAAUGACGGAUAUACUGACCAAGAAAUAUGGCUGCUGCUUAUAUUGCUACUUAAAAUAAGCUUGGAGAAACAGUUAAAAAACCAUUUUCCGAUAGAUUUUCAGUGCCUUUUUGUGAAGCUUCUGACGAGUAUAAAAGACUGGGAUACAAAGGUGCCUGAGCUGUGCCUGGCAGUGAGUGAACUCUCCAGUAAUCACCAUAACCUCCUGUGGCUUGUUCAGCUCAUGCCUAGCUGGAUCACACGUGGACGGGAAGUAAGAAGACGUCUUAGCCUAGUGAUAAUUGCAAAAUUUCUUCAUAAAAGGCAUGUUGAAAUACCUGAUGACAGUGACAAGCAGAUGUUUCUUCUGCAUCACUUUCUGGUGUGUAUGAAACCUUCUUAUCUACUGAAGAAGAUGAGAGAGAUGAGAAAAGGACAGGAGGAACAUAAAGAUUAUGAAGUUCAUGCAAAGCUAGAACAUGAGGUCUACUACCUAAUCUAUGUCCUCCUUCAUCUAGUCAAUGAAGCCAGUUUCCUUGAUGUUGUAAAUGCUAGUCAAAGGCAACACUUACUGAAGCUUUGUCGUGCUUUAGAUAAGCACGUAAAAGGUGAUAUUAGGGAAGAUGCAAGAAUGUUUUAUCGGUCUAAGGUGAAAGGCUUGGCUGCUAGGAUAUAUGGGAAAUGGCAGGAUGUGAUACAAACCACUCGGCUUACUCAGGGAAAACUGCAUGACUUCUGGGAGCCAGAUUCGUGAAAACUUGCCUAAUUAAGUGAAAAUAACAGAAAUUGAAAUCAAGGAGGAUGUAGAAUGAAUGGAGCUUCACCUUGUUUGGAACAGAAGAAAUCAGUCAGCUGAGUUAGAACUUGAGCUUGAUUCAGACAAGCACUAGACACAUGAGAAUCUGAUUUGACUAACAUUGUUUUUUACUACAAGUGCUCUACUUCUGAAAAAUUGAUGUGGAUAAACUGAAAAAACCCAGCCAUUCCUAUAGCCCUAUCAGAACUGGCUAGAAAUAUUUUGCCAUACUGAAAGCUGAGGGAAGUUUUCUUGUUUCCCUUUUUAAUCACAAGACAUAUUUUAAAACAAUGUGUAUUUAUUUCCUUGUCAGCGCAUUGCAAGCAUUGUUUUAGGUUGGCUGGGGAAGAACUGGCCUGUGACAUGAAAUGCGAGUUCAGAAGGAGUGUUAGACCUCCCCUGUUGUGAGCAGGUGAGGAAGUGGUUCAGAUGUGGGCUGAAUCAUGGUAAUCUGCAAAGCAGAAUUGGUAUGAACAUCCAGUGUCUCUUAAAAACACAAAAUACAGCAGUUGCACCUUCUUGAAAUGGAGAAUAAAAUAUCAUCUCAGUGGAGAUUAGAGAACAGCAUUUGGCUCACCUUUGUGAAGACUGUGAAAGCCAUAUGAUGACUGAAUUCCUUGGUGUGAAGUCCUGCUGCACAUACAAUAUGUGCUCAAAGGUCCAGGAGCUGUUUAUGAAAUAAUCAGAGGAAGGUGUGAUCUCCUUUUGUGCUCUCUGUACAAAUACUAUCACUUAAAUCUUACACUGUGGUUUGUCUGUAGGAUGGGUAUAUAUAUAUAUA
Pseudopodoces humilis (Tibetan ground-tit) is the source of this 3978-nucleotide messenger RNA. RefSeq names its product SMC5/6 complex localization factor 2 (gene SLF2). NCBI's taxonomy places the organism in Eukaryota, Metazoa, Chordata, Aves, Passeriformes, Paridae. Gene Ontology annotation, cellular component: nucleus; site of double-strand break. The record is from RefSeq and is a predicted model, not a curated record. Gene Ontology annotation, biological process: protein localization to site of double-strand break; positive regulation of double-strand break repair; DNA damage response.